AUCCGCAACGUUUCCCGGCCAUGUCGCUGAUCUUCACCUGCAGCCUGUUGGGAGAAGAUUUGGUCCUGGCCUGCGGCAAUACCAGCGAUGUGGCCGAACACCUGGAGUUUGCCGUGCCAGCCGUGCCGGCCGUGCCGGAGCAUUCUGACUACAAAGCGUCGGAGCGACCACCGCGCCAGGAUUCGAUCUGGUUCUCCUGCGAUGAGUUUGUCGACAAGGGAAAGGCGCCCCGGGUCGAGGCCGAGGCCAAGACCGAGGAGCCCUCGGAGGUCAGCUCGGAUUCCACUGAUGUCGAGGUUGAUGCGGAGAAGGAGAUGUCACAGAUGUCCACCUUUCGAGUCGUGCCGCGAGAUGUGGAUGAACGCGUGCAAGAGCUUCACCGGCGGCUUGAAGAUGUUGUGAUGGACCCGGCGGGAUCAGGCAGUAUCGAGAAGCUGGGUGGAUAUCCUACAUGCUACUGGAGAUUCCUGAGGUCCUGCAACAACGACACGAAAGCAGCCGAAGCCAAGCUCCGCGCCACGGUGCGCUUUCGUCAACGCUUAGGUGUUGACCAGUUGCUGUGCACGGAGAAGCCAAAAGAGGUUUUUGAGAAGCUGAAGGAUGCGUGGCCGGAGGUUUGGAUUGGCACUACCAGCGACGGCAGUCCGGUUUCCUUCUUCGAUGUUGGAAAGGCUGUGCGCUUUCUUCAACUGGGUGUCCAGGAGGAAGAGCUCCGACUCUUCUGGAUGGUUUGGAUGGAACGCAGCAAUCAGCAGCAACGACAAGGUCUUGGGAAAGCAUCAGGUAGCAUUGAUCCCCAUGACAUGCCUGGGACUGUGGUGAUCUAUGAUCUCAAAGAGCUUCACUUGUCGCAGUUGACGUCCUGCCUCUCUGGGCUCCACAGCCUGAUCAAGGUUCUCGGGUUGGCGGAAAAGCACUACCCCAGCAAUCUUCGGAAGGCUGUUGUUCUGAACGCGCCGGCUGUCUUCAGCCGCAUGGUUUGGCCCUUGGUUCACAAGGUGUUGGAUGCCGAAACCUCAAAGGACGUCUUGGUCUGCGAUGCUCUGGACGAGGAUUUCUCCUCUCAACUGGGCUUUGGUGCUUCUGAGUUGGUGGAACUUUUGCGAAAGCACCAGGGGACGAGUGACGCCGAGGGGUAAAGGUUGCUGAGCUGCUUGGUCUCAAAGCGGCGAUUCGUGGACCAUGGAAGGAUAUGAAAUGG
This is a messenger RNA of Cladocopium goreaui, 1201 nucleotides long. NCBI's taxonomy places the organism in Eukaryota, Dinophyceae, Suessiales, Symbiodiniaceae. The record is from the annotation of a GenBank genome assembly.